AUGGUAUCAAUUAAAAAUUUAUAUUUAGUAUUAUAUAAUGUUAUACAAACAAUUGGAUGGAGUAUUAUAUUAUUUAAAUUAAGUAUUCAUUUAUUUGAAACUCAAUCACCAGUUGGAGUUUGGGAAAAAGUUGGAGCGUUAGUAUCAAUUUUUCAAUAUGCAGCAGUAUUGGAGAUUGUUCAUUCAGUAUUUGGUUUAGUAAAGACAUCAGCAGCUACAACAUUUAUUCAAGUAUUUUCACGUGUUGCAUGUGUAUUCUUGGCACAAAACGUACCAACCACUCAAAACCAUUUCUUCCUUUCAUUGAUGUUAAUGUCAUGGUCAAUUACAGAAGUAAUUCGUUAUAGUUUUUACGCACUUUCAAUUCUAAAGAUCGAUUCUUACAUUUUGGGUUGGUUAAGAUACACAACUUUCAUCAUACUCUAUCCAACCGGUGUCACUGGUGAAACUGGUACAAUUUGGACAAGUUUGGAAUUCGUCAAGAACACUAAAUUUAUGACAUUGACAAUGCCAAAUUCUUUGAAUUUCGCAUUCGACUUCCAUAAUAUUUUAAUUUUCUCUUUAGGUUUCUACGUUAUUGGUUUACCAUAUCUUUACACUUAUAUGUUAGGUCAAAGAAAGAAGUUUAUUGCUUCUCAUAAAAAAGGUUCAACUACAAAUAUUAAAAAAACAAAUUAA
Messenger RNA from Dictyostelium discoideum AX4, 678 nucleotides. RefSeq lists its product as hypothetical. Gene Ontology annotation, biological process: fatty acid biosynthetic process. NCBI's taxonomy places the organism in Eukaryota, Evosea, Eumycetozoa, Dictyosteliales, Dictyosteliaceae. The record is from RefSeq and is a predicted model, not a curated record. The transcript has a single exon. Gene Ontology annotation, cellular component: membrane. Bases 1 to 678 code for a protein of 225 amino acids. Gene Ontology annotation, molecular function: very-long-chain (3R)-3-hydroxyacyl-CoA dehydratase activity.